AUGCUGAGCAGGGUCUUGUUUGCGUGUCUGUUUGUCAGUCUGUACUGCGCAUGCGCCUCGCUGCGCUGCAGGUGGAUGGAUCAUAAAUUCAGACAGUUCAGUGAAAACUCCUUAACCCUGCUGGAUCAGAUGGCCAAUAACUCCACUAACAGCACAGAGGAAGAGGAGGAGAACACCGUGGCCUUCCCUCAUCACCUGUACAACCAGGCGUCCAAAGCUUCAGCUGAGGAGAAAGUAGCUUUCACAGCUCAGGUCCUGAAGGAGGUGUCUGCCCUGAUGGAGGAAGAUGACGGCUCUUCAUCAUGGGAGGAGGUGACAGCGGAGAACUUCCUGAGUGUCGUCAACAAACAGGCUGAUGAGCUGCUCUCCUGUAUCAGAGCUCACAGCCACACGAAGAAGAGGAACACCAAGCUGCACCUGUACUUCAAGAGACUGUCCAGUCAUGUUCUGAAGAGACGGGGUCACAGCRCUGAAGCCUGGGAGCUGAUCAGGAAGGAGRUCAGAGCUCACCUGAUGAAAGCUGACCACCUGAUUUCAUCUUUACUCACUCACAACUAA
Molecule: messenger RNA, 558 nt
Organism: Austrofundulus limnaeus
Lineage: Eukaryota; Metazoa; Chordata; Actinopteri; Cyprinodontiformes; Rivulidae
Gene: ifnphi4
Product: interferon phi 4
Exons: 5
Coding region: 1-558 (185 amino acids)
Biological process (GO): response to exogenous dsRNA; defense response
Cellular component (GO): extracellular region
Molecular function (GO): cytokine receptor binding
Source: RefSeq, a predicted model, not a curated record